Octopus bimaculoides (California two-spot octopus) is the source of this 351-nucleotide messenger RNA. RefSeq lists its product as uncharacterized. The record is from RefSeq and is a predicted model, not a curated record. NCBI's taxonomy places the organism in Eukaryota, Metazoa, Mollusca, Cephalopoda, Octopoda, Octopodidae.
AUGGUAAUGGUGAACCGGCGAGUUAUUAUCGAUGAGGUAGCUCGUUCUCUGCAGAUUAGUCAUGGUUCUGCUUAUCAAAUCAUUCACGAUGAGCUCGGCUUCCAUAAAAUCUGUGCAAGAUGGAUGUCAAGAAAGCUUACUACAAAGCACCAGCGCAAACCUCUUGAGGUCUGCCAACGUUUACUCGAUCGCUACGACAAUGAGGGCGAGGAACUUUUGAGCAAAAUAGUCACAGGAGAUGAAACGUGGGUCCAUCAUUACGAGACAGAAUCUAAAAGACAUAGUAUAGAAUGGAAACAUCCUGGUUCGCCAACGACGAAGAAAUUCAUGACUCAGUUUUCCGCGGAAUAA